This is a messenger RNA of Penicillium vulpinum, 1392 nucleotides long. Its product is annotated as Ras-GEF domain-containing protein. The record is from RefSeq and is a predicted model, not a curated record. Gene Ontology annotation, biological process: Ras protein signal transduction; positive regulation of GTPase activity. NCBI's taxonomy places the organism in Eukaryota, Fungi, Ascomycota, Eurotiomycetes, Eurotiales, Aspergillaceae. Gene Ontology annotation, cellular component: plasma membrane. Gene Ontology annotation, molecular function: guanyl-nucleotide exchange factor activity. The coding region runs from base 1 to 1392 and encodes 463 amino acids. The transcript has 3 exons.
AUGGAUCAGGCAGAUAUAGAAGAGCGGAGGGACUCCGGAUCUCAUGAUAUCACACCUCCGGAGAAACUCAUCUGCGGGUACCACGGAAGCGUGGAAGUUGUCAAGGCCGGAACUCUGGCAGCGCUGGUGGAAAAAUUGACGGACCACGACAAGCUCGACUGCUCCUUCAAUCGGAUCUUUUUCACCACUUAUAAAUAUUUUACCUCGGGAACGGAGCUCCGUGAGCUCCUUAUCGACCGCUUCAAUUGCUCGCCUCCCAUAUUAAACGUUGCUCAGACGGCAGAAUGGUCAACCCAGACAAAGCCACUGAUUCAAUUACGCGUGAUAUAUGUUCUAAACCAGUGGCUUGAACAUUUUUGGUCUGAGCCAAAAGGAAUUGAUACAGAUCGAAAUUUGCGAAUACUAGAGUCAUUUGCAAAGCGCGCCACAGAUGUCACAGAGACAAGCGCGACACAACAACUUCUCACGAUCAUUCGACGUCGACUUGCGGGUCUCGAUUGCAAGAGAAGGCCACUAUCAUCCACCUCAGCUCCGCCAAAGCCAAUUCUACCACGGAAAUUAGAGAAGCUCCAGUUCCUCAAAAUCGAUGCCAAGGAGAUUGCCCGGCAGCUGACUAUCAUGGAAGCGCGUGUGUUCGACAAAGUACAACGAGAUGAAUUCUUAAACAAAAACUGGGAAAUAAAGGAGAGCCCCAGUACACCUGAGCUAGCUCCGAACGUCAGGGCCUUGAUUCGGUAUUCCAAUCAGCUGUCUAAUUGGGUCUGCGCCCUAAUCCUUGCAGAAUCGGAAUUGAAAAAGCGAACUCAAGUGAUAGGGCAUUUGGUCAAUGUGGCCAAUACCUGUCAUGAACUUCAUAAUUACUCCGCAGUGGUCUCUAUCUUGGCAGGCCUGGAAAGUGCACCUAUCUAUCGGCUUGCUCGCACUUGGGCAAUGGUCACCGAACGAAGUUGCAACACACUAAGGCCCUUGCAAGCUAUGAUAUUCAGUGCACACAAUUACCAGGCCUACCGUGAGACGUUGCAGGUUGCAGUGCCACCGUGCAUUCCUUUUGUUGGUCUGUUUUUGAAAGAUUUGACAUUCAUCGAAGAUGGGAACCCAGCCAUGACACCCGAAGGUCUCAUCAAUUUCCACAAAUGUACUAUGUUAGCAUCCACCAUUCAUGAAAUUCAGCGAUUAAAAGAAGCUCCUUAUUCCUUACAGCCCGUGCCGGCGUUGCAGGAAUACCUUACGAUUCAGUUGCGGUCCGCUGUUGAUUUACAUGAGAUGUGGGACAAAAGCUGUGAGCUGGAGCCUCGAGGCCGGAGUCUUGGAAAUAGACCUCGGGAUCUUUAUACCCCCACAGGAGGCAUGUUGGCGUCUAUGGUAGUCGCCUGCAUGGUCCUGGAUGAUUAA